Molecule: messenger RNA, 1554 nt
Organism: Pseudophryne corroboree (corroboree frog)
Lineage: Eukaryota; Metazoa; Chordata; Amphibia; Anura; Myobatrachidae
Gene: PRPS1
Product: phosphoribosyl pyrophosphate synthetase 1
Exons: 7
Coding region: 117-1073 (318 amino acids)
Biological process (GO): purine nucleotide biosynthetic process; ribonucleoside monophosphate biosynthetic process; 5-phosphoribose 1-diphosphate biosynthetic process
Cellular component (GO): ribose phosphate diphosphokinase complex; cytoplasm
Molecular function (GO): ribose phosphate diphosphokinase activity; magnesium ion binding; ATP binding
Source: RefSeq, a predicted model, not a curated record
UUGGGUGAACGCAAAUGGGGCGGAGUAAAAGACUUUCCCUGUGCUCACGUUGGGCCUAUGAUCUCUUCUCUUGCUGAUCCAGUGACGCAUUUUUUUCACGCAGCACGGGAAAGAAGAUGCCGAAUAUAAAGAUAUUCAGCGGGAGCUCACACCAGGACCUAUCCCAGAAAAUCGCAGACCGGCUGGGGCUCGAGCUGGGUCGUGUGGUCACCAAGAAGUUUAGCAACCAGGAGACGUGUGUUGAGAUUGGAGAGAGCGUACGGGGAGAGGACGUUUACAUUGUCCAGAGUGGCUGUGGGGAGAUAAAUGACAACUUAAUGGAACUUCUUAUCAUGAUAAAUGCAUGCAAGAUUGCGUCUGCAUGUCGUGUCACAGCUGUUAUACCCUGCUUUCCAUAUGCACGCCAGGACAAGAAGGACAAAUCUCGAGCUCCAAUCUCCGCUAAACUUGUUGCAAACAUGUUAUCUGUGGCUGGUGCUGAUCAUAUUAUUACUAUGGACCUUCAUGCAUCACAGAUACAGGGUUUCUUCGAUAUACCUGUGGAUAAUCUGUUUGCUGAACCAGCUGUCUUGAAGUGGAUUAGAGAGAAUAUUACAGAAUGGAAAACUUGUACCAUAGUGUCACCAGAUGCAGGUGGAGCCAAAAGAGUAACAUCAAUUGCUGACAGACUGAAUGUUGACUUUGCUUUAAUCCACAAGGAAAGGAAAAAAGCUAAUGAAGUAGACAGAAUGGUUCUUGUGGGGGAUGUGAAAGACAAAGUGGCUAUUCUUGUUGAUGAUAUGGCAGAUACUUGUGGAACUAUCUGUCAUGCUGCAGAUAAACUGCUAUCUGCUGGAGCCACCAAAGUAUAUGCAAUCUUGACACAUGGUAUAUUUUCUGGCCCAGCCAUUUCCCGGAUAAAUAAUGCAUGUUUUGAAGCUGUAGUGGUGACUAAUACUAUCCCUCAAGAGGAAAAGAUCAAACAUUGCUCUAAAAUUCAGGUCAUCGAUAUCUCUAUGAUCUUAGCUGAAGCCAUUCGCCGAACACACAAUGGGGAGUCUGUUUCUUAUCUGUUCAGCCAUGUUCCUUUAUAGCACCUAAUAACUAGAAAAUGUUGCCAAGCAUUGUGACUGACAUAUUUUGUUAUGUAUUUGUAAUGGUCUGCUUUGAGCCUUUCAUCAUUUUUCACUCCUCAUUGGCUAGGAUUUCCCACCUUUUCGUAAGAGAAGUGGGAGUGGUACUAAGUUUGCUGAAGGACCCCAUCGUUUAACUGCAGUGGAUUCAGGAAGUACGAAGAGUCCUCCAUAACUUUAUAUGUGUUUUAAUGAACUUGGUGGUAAUUUCUGCAUAGUCAGUUAUCUCCGGUUUAGUCAUUGGAUAUCUUUUAUGUUUGAAUUAAUUUUUUCCCUUUUAAAUAAAGCAGGCCACUUCUCAAUGAUGGAUGAUCUUACAGUGUAUUGCACUGCUUUUAAGGUUAAAUAUAGUUAAACUGUAAAGCAAACUCUGUAACUGAAUAGGUUAAACCAACGCUGUCCUAGUGAAAGAUGUUGAUCAAUAAACUUUUUGGCUUACCUC